GCAUGAACCAGUGCUUCUCCACCAUACCACAUGUUGAUGGCAAUGCCUCCAAGUAACCAUCAGAACUAGUCUAUCCACUAUAGACUAAACAACACUUUCCGUGGGUUCAUUCAUUUUUUUCUUUGUAAUUAUUAAUAGUGAAUUGUUCCGCUAUCUGGUUCAGUCAAUCGAUCAAACGACUCAGUGAAAAUAUAACGAUUGUGAAUGGAAACGUACAUUAUUUUAAGUGUAAUACGCUAAACAACAGAGCUUAGGAUUUAAUUAACAAUUGACACAAUAUGUUGAUGAUGGACUACAAAUCGCAAUAUACGGCCUCGGUGAUAGGAUCGGAUACAUUAUCUGAUAGUGCAGCAAGUAGACAGCCAAGCAGGAUUCGUACAAUUAGACUUGUGCGGCCAAACUAUGGUGCAUUGCCUACCACAGGAUUGACUUGCAGACACGGCCCCAAUCUUGGAUUCAGCAUCAGAGGUGGUAGAGAACAUGGCACUGGAUUCUUUGUAUCUCAAAUUGAAUUGGGAUCCGUAGCCCAUCGUCAAGGUUUAAGAAUCGGUGAUCAAAUCAUUCGUGUAAAUGGAUUCACCGUAGACGACGCCAUUCAUAAAGAAGUUUUGCAGUUAAUUUCAAACUUCGUUCAUGUUUCGCUCAAAGUCCGAAGUGUCGGUAUGAUUCCAGUUAAAGACAAGCACACAGAUCCACUUAGUUGGCAAAUCAUAUCAGAAUGCAAUUCCUCUACAAGAUCAUCCCCUCAACUAGGCGAAAAAAAUCAAGAUGUUAUGAUUAACAUUUUAGUAUCGCCGCGCUCAAAGCUUGGAUGUGGUAUAUGUAAAGGACCAGAGUGGAAGCCUGGCAUUUUUAUUCAAUUCACGAGGGAGGGGGGAGUUUCCAGGGAAGCAGGUCUCCGACCUGGUGAUCAGAUAUUAUUCUGCAACAAUGUAGAUUUCACUGAUAUUUCCUUCAGUGAAGCAAUACAUAUAAUGAAAGCAUCACAUAAAUUAGACUUAAUUGUACGGAAAUCGGCAGGUUCAGAACUGUUUCCGGGUGAAUCGAGUGGAUAUAACAGUUCAGCGAGUUCGGUUACGGGCGAUCAGAGUCCUUCCUGGUCAGAAUCCAAGCGUCUUUCUAUUGUAAAAGAGGAGUCUUUAGUUUUAGAAGAUAGAUUGACUAAUUUGGAGAGGCUUAAGUGCAAGAAAUGGGAAAAAAUGGAAUGGGAAGAUUUGGAAGUAGAAGAUAAAUUCUAUUACAAACCAACAAUUAUUAAUUUAUCGGAAUAUGGUACUACAAUUAAGAAUAACGGUUCACAGUCUUCUAGUCUAAAUUUAAUAGAAAACAGCAAUAAAUACGCAGGAAUGAAUUUAGUACCAAAUCAACAUGAAAUCAAAACAACCAUUAAUGGAUUAUACGAAGAACAAUCAAAAAAUAAAACAAAUAAAUUAAGUAAAACACCUUCUGUUAGCAGUUUAACAAGUAUGCAAUCGACGACAACUAGUCUAUCUAGUGCAAUUUCACAAGAACUGCAACGUAGAUCGGAGAAAAAUAGAAAUAAAAAUAAAGAAGCAAGUAUUGAUGAUAAGAUGCAAAUUAAUAAAAUGUUGCGCACUUCUAAUUCCGAGAAGCAACAACAACACAAUAAAUUAAUGGAUGAAUUUAAAAAGGCCCACAGGAAAAUGUUCAAGUCUUGUGAGAAUUUGGAAACGGAAAGUAAUUCACCAACAGAUUUGGACCGAUCGGAAAAUAUAAAGAUAACAGACAGACUAACAAGCUUCACUACAGAAACUUUACAAACAAAGCCAUUGACUCUAACGAGAAAUGCCGGGUCGGCUUGUAUACUGCCACCUCCACCUCCGCCACCGUUACCAACUUAUAAUUGCCAAGAUAAGAACGACGAGAGUGUUAUUGAGAAAGAAAAACAUAAGGUUCCUCCUCCGGUUCCUGCCAAAACAUCCACGUUAUCAUUUUAUCAACCACCGCCUUGCCCAACGCCAGACUACGACUCACUCAGUAUAGACUCCAAUAUAAACAUUGCAAAAAAUACAUUUGAACAAUGCAGAAAAUCCAAUAAAAUCGCAAACAACGAUACAGUAGAAAUGGUGUCAAUUGAAUCAUCCAAAAUGAAUAACACUGUACAUAAUAAACCUAUUUUGCCCAAUCCUUGCUUUGCGAAUGCCGUACAAAUGGUUUCAUUGAAGACUACAAAUGAAGCAAAAUCAGUAAGUGUAACGAUUGGUGAAUAUCCAACGGGCAGCACUAGAAAAGUCCCCAGGAAAUUUGAAUUUCUACAGAACGGAAAAGAUAAAAUCGAUAAAGCAAAAGAACAGCCGAUUACAAGUAAACUAGCUUCGGAGUUGGUCCAAACACUGAACAGAUCUAAUCUGAAGAAGAAGACCGAAACUACAGUAAAUAUAUAAUAGACAUACAAUUGGCAAAAAUAAAUGCAAAUAUCAUACUUCAUUUAUUGGCAUGUGCUAUUAUACUACAUGUCAAUAUAACUGAAACCUAAGCAAAAACUAUCUGUGUACGAUUUUAAUGUUUGCAAUAAUAAUAAUAUUCAGAUAUUUAUUGAUAAUAAUUAUAAUCACAAAACAAACAAAAAAUAUCUAACAUCAUCUCUACUAUGA
Molecule: messenger RNA, 2615 nt
Organism: Nicrophorus vespilloides
Lineage: Eukaryota; Metazoa; Arthropoda; Insecta; Coleoptera; Silphidae
Product: harmonin
Exons: 9
Coding region: 279-2405 (708 amino acids)
Biological process (GO): rhabdomere development
Cellular component (GO): stereocilia ankle link complex; stereocilium tip; plasma membrane
Molecular function (GO): protein binding
Source: RefSeq, a predicted model, not a curated record